AUGCAAAAUUAUCUUAAGUUUUGGCAAGAAUUACUUGAGCAAUCACCUUUAGCUUAAAAUCUAAUAGUUAAGGGUAGUUAUGUUUUGCAACAGAGUGAAGCUAUAAAAAAUUAGUUUGAAUAAUUAAAGCAACAAGUUAGUAUUAAUUAAUCUGCCUUUCGCUAUUUCUAAACUUUUUGCCUAAAUUUUUUGGAAGAUAAAGAGCUCUUUUAAACUUUGCAGAGACAAGAUUAAGAUCAAAACUACAGAAUGGAAGAUGAUGAUUUAAAUAAUUUAUAAGAAGAAGAAUUUUAUACUCAAGGAACCAUUAUGAUAAGCUCAUAAGAAGAAAGCUUUGCAAACAUAAUUGAAGUUAACAGUGAAAUGCUAAGAAUAAUAGGAUUUCCAAAAUCUUAAGUCUAAUCUAAAAAUGUUUCUUUUUUAAUUCCUAGCAUCUGGCAGCAAUAUCAUAAUCAAUUUAUUGACUAAUUUCUAGCUACAGGGAAAAAAAAAUUGAUAGGUAAAAAAAGGGAUUUAUUUAUAAAGAGUAAACAGGAUUAUUCAAUUCCAAUUAAGUUGGUUCUUAAGAGUAUUCCUUCACAUACUUAAGGCUUAUUAUUUUAAGCAUCGAUUAUUGCUUAAAAUUUACUCUAUGAUUAUCCAGCUUUUAUAAUAACAAAAGUUAAUGGGUAGAUUGAAAGUAUUUCUCCAAGUGUAGUUGCUAUGUUUAAUAUUGAUAUGAAAAAGAUUAAGUAAGGCAUGUACAUUGAAAAAAUAAUUCCUAAUUUUUGGGAAUACAUCUUUGAAUUUCAACAGAAACAGGGAAAAGAGCUCAUUUUAAAGACUUACUAAAUGAAGAUGAUGAAAGAAUCUAAAGUCAAGAUAAAUGUUGAACAAAUAAGAUUUAUGAAUUUGGGUUCUUAAGGUUACAUAAUUAAUAUAAAAUUAUCUAAAAAUGAUUUAAAGGACCAAUUUUCUCUUUAAAAAACAAAAAAUUAAGAUUAGUGUUUAUUAAAAAAGCAACCUACAUUGAAUCAAUUUCACAAAGAUUAAAAUAAUAAUCUAUCUCAAACUGAUGAUUAAAGCCCAAGAAAUUUAAAUGAGUUUUCAUUUUAAAAUGAAGACUCUAUUUUCAAACAAAAUGAGAACAAUUCUUUCGAAGCCAAGCCAAAGCGAAUGAGCUCUAAUAGUUAGAAAUAAAUUGGUUAAAUGGAGAUAUUUUAUGAUAUAAGAACAAAUUCUUAUUUAGGUACUAUGGUUGCUGUAUCAAAGCAAAAUUACCAAGAAGAUGAAUCAGAUACAGUCUCAAAGAAACUACAAAAAUCAAAAUUUAGUCAAAACUAAGUCAAAAAAGAAAAAUAAAUAUCAACACUAAAUAGCUAAAGCUAGAGAAACUAAUUUAUAAGUAAUUUAUAUCCAUAUAUUUAUACCUCUGAAAGAAGUUAAGAGGAAAGAAUUUAGGACAUCUUAGAAAAUAAUAAAGAUCAAAAGAAAAAAAUGGAUGUAGCUGAUAACGAAGUAUACAAAAUUUUAGAAAAUCUUAUAAAAAUGGAAUACAAUAAGUGUAAAAAAAUAGAAAAAAAAUCUUCAAAAUCAUAAAAAAAGUCAGAGCAAGUUGAUAAUAAUGAAAUUAAAAUUAUUCCUUAGGUAUAUUUAAAGCAUUAUGAAGUUAUUUAAAACUAAGAAGAAUAUAAGAAUCACAUAGAGCAAUAUAUAUUCAAAAAAAAUUAAAUGAGAAACAGCAUAAAUGAUGAAAAAGAAUAGAACGUAAAGAUUUAUAAAGACUAUGGUGAAAAUAUAAAAACAUUAAGGUUAGAACAAAAUAAAAUGAUUGAUGUCAAGUUAGCAAAUGAAAACGAAGAGCAAAUUAGUGAAAAUUCUAACUAAAAUCUAGAAAAUAAUUAAUAAAUGUUAUAAUUUGAAAAUACAGAAGCAGAAUAUCAAAAAGAAAUAGAUGAAAUUGUAGGCUCUAAAAAGAAUAUAAAAUCUUUCAUGAAAGACAGCAAUUUUAAUAUUAAUAGUAGCUUGUUUAACUACAAAAAAAUAUUUUCAUUUUUAUUUUUAGUGUUUGAAAUAGUUUACAUCAGUUUAUCAUUGAUCCUUUAUUAGCAGCAAGUAAAUAAUACAAUAAUUAGAUUUCAGAUGUAUAAUGUCACACAUUUAUACUUCGCAAACACUUAGCACAUUAUAGAGGGAGCUUUCAAUAUGUUUGCAAUUGAUAAAGGAUCAUAUUACAAUUAUGAAAACAUGGAUUAUAAGACUUAAGAAUAUUUCUUUUAAAAAUAUCUUGAAUCAGAAACCAUUUACUAGUUUGCUUUAGAUGAGAUAUUGACAAAAUUAUAUUUAAAUAAUGUGGGAGUAACUUAAUAAAUGUAAGAUUUAUUUAUCAAUAACAGAAAUAUGGAUCUGUUAAUUCAUUUCAACCAUCGUUAAACAAUUGUAUAUCCUAAUAAUCUUUAUUAAGCAUCUUAAUAAGUUUUGGCUAAGGUCUAUCACUUCAAGAGAGUACCACUUGGAUAAUUUGAUUUGCACAACAAUGAUAUUUUUAUAAAUCUAGAAAACUUCUCAAAUUAACUGUUGAAUUAAAUAAUUUAAUAUAGAGACUUACAAGAAUAAGAAAUUUUUAGCUAUUUAAAAUCUGUUUAAACUUAUUUACAAGAUAUUCUUUUUAUAGGAUUAAUUUUCAUUUUAGCUUAUUUUGUUGUAGUAUUUGUCCUUUACUUAAAAACUCUUUUUUACUAUUAUGAAGUUCCUUCAAUUUUAACCACAAUUCCACUUUCAUAAGUCAGACAUUAAGUUAAAAGAAUUGAACAAUUUUUAAGUACAUCAACAUUAGAAGAAGAGGAAACUGCUUUAAAUGAGAUGAAUUAAGAACAAAAAAAUUAAGAUUUACCUAAUAAAUUAGAGAAUCUUAACGAGAACGAAAAUUAAAAUCAUUAAGAAUAAAUUUUGAUACAAAAUUCUAACUAAUAAGACAAUAAUAGUGUCAAAUCUGAGAGAUCUAAUUUACAUUAAAGAGGCGAAAAACAUGCAUAAAAAUAAGAAGAAUCUAACACUAACACUGAAACAGCAUUUAACUUAAGAGGCAUUUCAAGUUAGAAUGUAAGACCAAUAAAAUACAGUCUACUAAAUAUUUUGCUACUAAUGCCAUUCUUUUUAUAGAUAAUCUUGUUUUCUACUUUUAUAGCUGUUGAAACCAGUUUAACUUAAAAUUUUACAACUAACUUGUAAAAUUUUUAUUCAGAACUUGCUUUCAGCGUAAAACUAGAGCCAAACUUUAUGCUCUUGUUUAACUGUUUAAAAAGCCAAACAAUGGCUAAUAACUAUAUUGGAGUCAGAUAGGUUUAUGAACCAAUAGUUUAUUUCAAUCGAAAUAUUAACUAUAUGUAUGAUUUAAUGGAUAAUUUAACUUACAUUCACUAUAAUAACUAUAAUAAUUUGCCAUCUUCUUAUUAGACUUAGUUUGAUUCAUAUUUCUCUAAAAAUCCAAGCAUUUGUGACCAACUCUUUUAAAAGUAUCCAUAAAAUAUUAACUUAACUGAGUGUAGCAGUUUUUUGAAUGGAAAAUUUAACGAAGGAAUGAACAUAAACAUAUAACAUUUAAUAACAUAAAUGAUAGGCUAUUCUUAAACUAUAACAAGCGGUGGCAUUUAAUUACCAUACAAAUAAUCUAUGAACUCAUAAAUGUAUGAAGUCUAAACAAUAUGCAUAUUAGGUAUUUGUAGAAUUAGAGCAGUGAGCCAAACAAGAUCCUAAGUUUAGUGCUCUUUAUUCACCAUUUGA
This is a messenger RNA of Tetrahymena thermophila SB210, 3762 nucleotides long. RefSeq names its product transmembrane protein, putative. The transcript has 6 exons. NCBI's taxonomy places the organism in Eukaryota, Ciliophora, Oligohymenophorea, Hymenostomatida, Tetrahymenidae. The record is from RefSeq and is a predicted model, not a curated record.